AUGUAUGACACCCCCCAUCAAGGCCAGACAUAUAUUGACAUUCUCAGGGCAAACAGAAGACAACAAGCACGAGCUAUUCGGGGCCCACAAUCUGCCCUGACAGAUUUCCUGGCGUCCAACAAUAUCUCCGCACGGCAGAUUCAAGAUGACUACGCCAACCGCCAGGCGGAGGCAGCGCGCCAAGCCAACGAGACACAGCGUCAGUCGGUGGAUGCUGAACAAGCCAGAUCCCCGUCAGAGCCCAAUUCACCGGAAGACUUGAUCAAAAAGCGGAAGCGACAGCAAGCCAUUGCAAGAAUCAAAAACAGCAAGGAGUUUGCAAAGCGCAAGGCUCGUCUUAAUGGGAACGAUGACCCGGAUUAUGAUGAUGAGGACCUGGCAAAUCAGAUCCACGAAGAACGACAGCGACCACAGCCCGGCCAGUUGGCAAAUUGUGAAAUUUGCGAGAAGCGUUUCACCGUGACCCCCUAUAGUAAGGCGGGCCCAGCUGGAGGCUUGCUCUGCCCGGACUGCUCGAAGAAGCAUAAGGCAGAUGAGAAGAAACCCCCGGCCAAAAAACGAGCCACAGGCAACAUCGGUCGUCGACAAAAUCAGGCCAACUUGCUCGAUGGCCUGACUCCUCAUGGCACCCAGAGUCUAUUAGAGACCUGUAUUAAGAAAGUUGCAGAUUACAUUCAUGACGUGGAAGACUUCGGAGACCUUCCUCCUUCUCUGCUAUUACGUUUGGGGCAGAUCUUGUCUCGACGACGAGCCGUGACCCCGAAGACAUUGGAUUUAUUCCUUCGGCCUCAAUACAGAUCGAUAGACCUGUUUGACUGUGCCAAACUUGACACGGAUGAUUUCCAUAAAAUUCUUGCAUCGAUGCCGCAUCUAACCAGGGUCAAUCUUCGAUUCACCACUCCACUGAAGGACGAGAUAAUACAAUACAUGGUGGACCGUGAUAUGCAAAUCAAGGAUCUUCAUCUUGAUGGACCAAAUCUGGUGACUGAUGCCUGCUGGCGUCUUUUGUUCAUGAAGCUUGGUCAUCGAUUCCUGAGCCUCAAGCUUUGGAACCUGAACUCGGCCUUUGAUGACGAAACCACCCAAGUGAUGUGCACGCAUUGCCCCAAUCUACAACGACUGAAACUCAAAUUUCUCCAUCGGACCGGCAAUGGAACACUCGAGGCAAUUUCGACCCUCCAAUCUCUUGAGCAUCUCUCGUUGCACUACCUGAAAGAGACGGAGAUUGAUCCCAAGCAUCUGUUGACCAUCGUUGAUAAUGUCGGCCCUCGGCUGAAGACACUGUCGCUCGAAGAGUUUGAGUUCGCCGAUGAUAGCCUCCUUCAACUGAUUCACGAGAAGUGUCAUUCCCUCGUUAAGCUCCGUCUCUCCAAGAACUUCACCUUCACUGACAAAGGUCUGGCCGCCAUGUUCACAAACUGGCCUAAUAAGGCCCUGACUUACGUGGAUAUGAACUCUCUUCGAGAUGUGGAUAUGACCAAUCCCAAUGGUCCAGAGGAGCCCAUUGGGCUCGCGUCAUCUGGGUUUGUGGCAUUGAUGGAGCACUCAGGGGGGAAGAUCCAGCACUUGAACGUGGCCUCCUGCCGGCAUAUCCCAUACCAGGCGUUUGAGCAGGUCUUUGCCGAGGGUAAGGUUUAUCCCGAGCUCAAAUAUCUCGAUAUCUCGUUCUGCCCGGCGGUUGACGAUUACAUUACGAUGAGUAUUUUCCGAUGCUGCCCAGCCCUCCAGAGACUGGUCGUCUUUGCUUGUUUCAAUGUUCGCGACAUUCACAUUCCGAGAGGGCUUGCUGUCAUCGGUACUGUGGGUGCUACCGUCAAAAUUGAUGGAGUUGCUCAAACGGAGACUGUCUAA
Penicillium salamii is the source of this 1851-nucleotide messenger RNA. Lineage: Eukaryota; Fungi; Ascomycota; Eurotiomycetes; Eurotiales; Aspergillaceae. The record is from the annotation of a GenBank genome assembly.